Molecule: messenger RNA, 3993 nt
Organism: Pecten maximus
Lineage: Eukaryota; Metazoa; Mollusca; Bivalvia; Pectinida; Pectinidae
Product: transmembrane channel-like protein 7
Exons: 17
Coding region: 1020-3443 (807 amino acids)
Cellular component (GO): plasma membrane
Molecular function (GO): mechanosensitive monoatomic ion channel activity
Source: RefSeq, a predicted model, not a curated record
AUCAUCAUCAUCAUCAUCAUCAUCAUCAUCAUCAUCAUCAGUUUUCAUAUCGUUGCUAUCGUCAUUUUACCUACACAUGUACAUAUGUAACUUUAGUAACUUUACACGCUACCUUAUCGAAUCUCGUGUUGGUUAAAGCUCGUCUCCAUGGUGAUGUAAUCUCCGAACCUGGAGAGUUCUGAAAUGAAAGACGCCAGUGACUGUCAAAUGAUAGAACCCGGUGCGUUGACAAUACAGCAUGGCCUCACGACAGAUGUACAAUUGUACUGAUGGCUUUCUGCUUGGAAUCUUUUAUGCAUAGAACACAAUAAGUUAAAAAGCGAUAGGUUUCCGAUUUCAAAAUGUACAUAUUUAUUCCGGAUUUAUGGUUAAAUGCUUAUACACGACUUAAUACAUGUUCGGCGUCUGAUAUGUCUGUGUAGUCUAACCACUCGUCCAGGACGGGUUUUAACAAUAAAACAAUGGAGUCGUUGUUCUGUCAUCGGGUGGUAGACCGAGUGUUGUUACUGUGACAUUCAUAACUACUCCACAACGUUUCUUACUUAUCCCCAGCAGUAGGAUGCGAGACUGAUUGGUACUAGUGUCCGUAAUGAUUUAACGAGACUUAAGAGAUACAGCAUGCAGGUGUAAAUCAGAAUAUUACGACUUUAGUUAAUCGGAACCCGGACUAAUUACUGAAGUCUCCGGUUGAUUGGCUGUGAGAUCAACUCACCGUGUCAUACGUGUUAAGCGAUCUGAUCGUGAGACAUGUUCGGGCCGGAACGUACGUUGGAACCUAAUUUAUGACAUAACACAAUUUAUGGGAUUUUAAAAUAUUUAUUAGAUACAUAAGAGGUAAUAUUUGUAUACGUGACACUCGGGAUAUUGUGAGAAGACAGUGUCACUGUGGGCCCAGGAUAAGUACAUUACAGAUCUGUGUUCUCGUGGGAGCUGGUGCCCACUGCGGUACGGUUUCCAUAUAGCUCCAAGCCAGUGUGGACGGUGCUGUCAUUUCCUUACUAAACGCGAUAUAUCUGUAAAUGUGGGCUGCCAGGCAAAACGUCGUCCACCCUGCUUCUUCACCCUCUGGCCAGAAAGGUAGCACCUCCCCGACAUCAGGCAAUGGAACCUCCCCCGUGACGUCAGCGAAGGGAGUACGGUCAGUCGCCCUUAAAACUAUACCGAAGGCAUCUACAGCAAAGUUACUGGUAAACCCUAAUCAGGAAACAGAAUGGACACCUCCGCUCACUAUCAGAAGGGCCAAGCUAACGGAGCGGCCUAUGAAACGACCGGGAGGAUGUAGCGGAUGGAUAUAUCGGCGGAAGUUGGAUUGGAAGAAAUUCAAAAUCGGCUACAGAGAAUUCAAGUAUCAGUUGGAAUUAUGGGGAACUUCCUUGAAAAAAAUCGAAGGACAACAAGGUGCGGGUGUACUCUCCUACUUUGUGUUCCUGCGCACAUUGUUCAAGCUGAAUAUCGCCAUUUUUUUCCUGAUGUUCAUUUUCGUGACGUUACCUGCCAGCGUGAAUUUCUCGUCGAACGGCUACACCAGUGCCGUGACGGGUACGGGUAUUGGCGGGGUGGAUGUGGCCACCGCUCAGACGUGUAGCGCCAAUUAUGAAGUGAACGUCUCUUCUGAUGCAGCUACUGUGAUCGUGGAUUUCCUCCAGGGAACGGGUUGGAUGGAAGCCACGGCAUUGUUCCUCGGUUGGUACGAUGCUAACGAAUAUAGCCUGGGCACUGCAGGAAGUCACAACUUUAAUUAUAUAAUGCCACUAGCUGUGUUUUUGGUCGUCGUGGUCAUCUUCAUCAUCUCGCUAGCAGUGAUGGCUCAGGCGAGUGUUAAGAGUUUUAAAGAAACCAUUGCAAGAUCAGGGGAUGUCAUGCGGUAUACGUAUAACAUAAAAGUCUUCUGUAGCUGGGACUAUGCCGUCACAGAGGAGCUGUGGAGUAAUAUUAAACAGAAGAGUGUGUACAAAGACAUUGUGGCUGAAUUGUCGGAAUCAAAGUUUAGAAAAAACAGAGAAAAUAUGACGUCAAACCAGAAAUGUGCGCUCUACACCAAACGGUUCUUAAUAAACUGGCUCAUCCUAGCUAUGCUAGGUGGAUCCGCAUACCUCAUCUACUACGUCCAGAAGUUUUCCACAGAGACGACCUCAGACGACACGUUCGUGCUUCUGCUGAUACAGUACCUUCCGUCCAUUACACUGGGUGCUCUCAAUGGACUACUGCCCAUCAUCUUCGAGUUACUUAUCAAGUUUGAAGAUUACACAACUCAGUUUGCGAUGAAGUUACAUCUAAUAAGAAUCGUGUUCCUGAAGCUCGCUUCAUUGGCUGUGCUGAUAAUAUCCAUCUACAGUCUCAUUACCUGUGGUACCAGGACGACACCGUGUAAUGUGGGCAUCCCUGACACCUGUAGCGCCAUUACGUGUUGGGAGACUUACGUUGGACAGACGUUCUACAAACUUGUGGUUACGGAUUUCCUUAUACAUGUAGUCGUCAUACUUGGCGUGGAAGGACCGAGAAUGUUACUAACAACAAAGUGUGACAGUAAGCUCUUAAAGAAAAUUGGUCCUGCUGUAUUCGACAUUCCUAAAAGUGUACUGGCGCUGGUAUAUUCACAGAUGCUGAAUUGGAUAGGCCUUCUGUAUUGUCCAAUGAUAACAUCAAUGACAGUCAUAAGUUUUUUCGUUGUCUUCUAUUUGAAAUACUUAUCCGCUAUGAAAACCACUGGUCCUCCAGAGAAGCCGUACCGGGCCUCGCGGAACAACAGUUUCUUCAUUGCUAUUCUCUUAUUGGCUUUUUUCCUGUCGGUUUUCCCAGUUGGUUAUACCAUGGUCAGUGUGCGCCCGUCCACUGGUUGUGGGCCGUUCAGGAUCUACAGCACAUCGAUGUCAAAUAUCAUCGACGCCUCCAUUUCUAACCUUCCAACAGGGCUGAACAAUUUUGUGGGACUGGUCACAUCCACCUCGGCAGUGGUCACAGUGCUGGUAUUUCUGAUCAUAAUAAUAUACUUCUGUUCAGCAAGAGGAAGUGCUUAUAAUGGUGUCGUCAAAAUGCUGGAAGAACAACUCACAAUGGAGAGUCGAGACAAGCAGUUCCUGAUGGCAAGAGUCUAUGAACUGACAGGAGAGAAGCCGGCGGCUCGGAAAAAGGAUACGGUCUCCAAUGUGAAUGAAAAGAAGACCAAAUCAAAGAAGACAGAAGCCGAGGUAGAACCCGCUCCUGGACCAAGUCCGCAUAGUCUUUAUACCGAUGGUCCCGUGGUUUCCGAUGAUCCCGUCCCCGUAAUGCCGGAGGAAAAAGAUCCAUUCAAUGCACCACCUGUUUACCGGAGUCCCUCCCCUAAUGAUUCUAGACCGGUGACACCAAAGAUCGUGGUCAACAACACGGAUUGGGACGAUACGCCCAGGAUCAACACGGGCACUACACCUGCAACACAGCCAACUAAACCUCUGGAGUUUUAAUGUCUCACGUGCACAUGGAUAGAUAGCAUAGAUACCUGAUAUACCUACACGCAUAACUUGGAUAUCAGCUUACGUUAAUCCACCCAAUCACUCUCAAUAGCCCGAUUAUUAGACCACUUGAUUAUGGACACACAUUUGAAAAGAAAAAUAAGAAAGUAUGUUUCCAACUAUUAUCUGAAGGACUUUUCAAUGAUACAUUAUUAUUUUGUGAAUACUCGUUUACUGCUGUCAUUUAACUAUGUAUCAAUGUGUCUCUUCACAGGCGUCUGCUUCUGGUUAGUAUUUAUAUCAACAAAAAAAUAUUAGCCCCUAAAGUAAAAUAUUAACCAGAAACAGUCGCCUGUAGUCGUUUUGGCUUGUAAUGCGAUAGUUCAUAUCUAGUACAGUAUGUAAUAUGAAUUGUUUCUGGCAAAAAUGCAUCAUAACUUUGAAAACAGUUAUCUUUUUCAGAUAUACCAUAUCACAAUUAUUGAAUUGUAAAGCGUGAUAAGACAUUAAUGACGACUCGAAAUGUUUAUAGUGGAAUACAUUACACUGUAAUAAUAAUUUG